Colius striatus (speckled mousebird) is the source of this 3129-nucleotide messenger RNA. It is a transcript of the gene AXDND1, whose product is annotated as axonemal dynein light chain domain containing 1. The record is from RefSeq and is a predicted model, not a curated record. The transcript has 26 exons. NCBI's taxonomy places the organism in Eukaryota, Metazoa, Chordata, Aves, Coliiformes, Coliidae.
AUGGGCACGACCGGAGCCAUGGUUCCUGGGAGCAGAGCCGCGGGGAGCAGGAGUGAGGCCAGGCCAGAGAUCCCAAAGCUGAGGGAUACUUCAGGGAUGCUUGAACACAUCAGGCCUGUUUCUUCCUCCCUGGAGCACAGUUUUGUUCCAGAAGAGGUUUUCCGAAGCCUGGCCUGUGCCAGCAGUUCUCUCUGCAGCCCAGAGUACUUACAGUCCCUGCGAACCACCAAAACCACAAUGGGCUUCAGGGGCUGUCUGCAAACCCCAGAUCGGCUUUGGCAUUAUCCUAAUCGUCGGAGCAAGUUCAGACACCUGACAGACCACCCUGUCAGUUUGACGGGCGCUGGAAGGGAUGUCUCAUACCUGUGUGACAUUGCAGCUGGCCAAGAAGCAAAGAGAGCAGUGACUGAUAAAAACUCUUUUUCUGAGGGCUGUUGGGACCAGAGAGAAAGCCAUGGUACAAUCCCAUAUACUCCUCAAGCAACUCUGGAAGAUAGUCUCGUUCCCAAGGAAUUUCAUAUUGUGAAGAACAGGGGAGUUUUGCCCUUGAAGUACUUUGAUGAUAAAUACACAACACUGCUCAAAGACCGUGAGAAGAAUCUACGGCUAUUCCCAUCCAUCAAACCUUCUGGGAGGUUAGAGGUCAUCCAGCUGAUGGAGAUGAUGGACAGCAUGUUGGAAAAAGCUGGGGUGAACAAAUUAAUCAGCAUAACAGGACCCUCACAGCUGCACAACGCACUGGAGCUGAUGAGGGCGGAGCAGAACAUCUACAACAUCGUUUUCCAUGAGCUGAUUCGACAGGUCAGCGUGGACUGCGUGGAGAGAGGACAGCUGCUUUCAAAGCUCAGGCAGAGGUAUGUGAGUCUUCUGGAGCGGGUCCCUGAACAGAUGAAGACUCUCUAUGCAAAAAUGACAGCACAGCGGAUGGUCAACAGACAUAUUACAGAGGAACUACUGUAUUUUAAAGAAUCUCUUGGACAGCUGUCCAGCGAGCUGCACGAGAUAAGAGAACAUGACCACAAAGUGACUGAAGAAGCAGAAAAAGCUCAAGAGGAGCUCACUGCAACCAUGCAGGAGACUAAGGAGAGUGCAAACCUUUUGGAAGAGUAUCGGGAGUUAUACGAGUUACAGAGAAGACGGCUGGAGGAACAGGUUCUGCUGCUAGCCCAGGAGAGAGACAUUUGGAUCUCUGCUGUAUACGACCUGGCUCUGAAGAUAAUAGACAGAAACCAGCUCACGUUGGUUCACAGGCUCCAUGUUAGUGGAAAGACACUGACCAGCAUUCUCAAGCAUUUCAUAGUCCUCUUGGCCUCAAAGGACACAGAAGACCUCACUGAUCUGCAGGAGGAGACUGAGCAGUUUAAAGAGAAGUUGGGUCACAUUGGAGCAGAAAUAGAGCGUUCUGAGGAGUCCAGCCAGGGGAAACUGCAAAUGGUCUGCAGCACCUUCAACAAGUGGCUUCAGUACUUCCCUAGCAGUGACUUCUCUUCUCCGAUGAAAAAAAAGCUACUGGAUGAAAUCCUACAAGAUAUCAAGGACUUGAUAAAUAUGCUAAAAGAUGACCUGGAGCAGUUUGGAGGGGAGGUGCACCUGAGCAAGACAGAGAGUCUGAAGAAUGCUGCCAUCUUGCAGGAGCACUGGAUGGAGCUAGGACAGAGAGUGCUGAAUCGACACUGGGACUUGGCUGGAGCAUUGCCUCCCCAGCACACUGCCCUGGAAGAAAUAAAACAAAGGGCUUGUGAACUCUACCAGCAAUACAAAAUAAGGAUAAGUGGGAAUAAUGGCACAGCCAGGUUUUUGACAGCCUUGGUGAAGAGUAUGGAAGAUUGGUUAUCCAAGGUGCAAAAGCUAAAGCGAGGUUCUGGCAGGCGCAGAGCUGAGCUGCAGACAUUCUGUCACGCGGUUCCUGCCUGGCUGGCCCAGGUGGAUGCAGUGAUGAGCUGUAUAGGCUCCAGCCAGUUGCAUGAAGCUGGGAAUGAUAAGAAACCACAUCUCCCGGUGGUACUUAAAGAAUUUUUCCAGAUGAUUCAGCAGUGGGUUCUCUCCAUGAAUAAUGAGGUUGAGAAGAACAUCACACAUCUUAAUGAAAAAGUGACUGAACUGCAGCGAAACCUGACCCUGUGGCUGGUGAAUUUGCUGAGGCACAUGACAGCAGACCGUUUGUCCUGGGAGAGUGCCCAGUGGCGAGAAGCAGAUGCCAAGGUGGAUGGGGAGCUCAGACUUCUGAGAGCUCAUAAGCUGCAGCACGAAGCUGAAGAGCUGGUUGUGGACAUGGGCAGGCUCUCAGGUUCUAUAGUCAGCUGCUGCCGUGAGAUUGUCUAUGCAAUCGUUCGAAAGAAACGGUCUGAAAUGGAUUUAGAAGCUGAUUUUGAGCUGGAAGAGCUGAAUAAGUUCAAGACUGAGUGCUGUCAUUGGAUUCAGGUCUGCAGUCUUCUCCUUUCAGGGGUCAAAGGCACUCCAGACUCCUUUCUGGAUUUAGAAAAGCUGAGAAACCUCUUUGGAUCAGAGCUUAAGCUUAAAGACAUAGUCAUUUAUUCGACCCAGGAAGAGCUCGAAGCUGAAGGUGCCAACAGCAGUAGGAAACCCAUAACAGAGGAAGAAACAUUAGAAGUAAAGGAGGAAAUUGCUACUGUGCAGCUGACUGUAGUAGCUCAGCAGCCAGGUGCUGGUGUGGAUCAGCUGACUGAGGACAAUGAAGCUCCUGUAGAUGUGAUCAGAUAUGUAGGACAUGACUCCAACAUCCACCUGAAGUCUCUGAAGUCAGAUACCGUGUCAGUUACAGGGAGGGAGAUGACUGCCUCCAAGUCGUCAACUCCCUUUUCUCAGAAAGAAUUUGAAGCUCUGGCAGUGCUGGAACAUCUGCAAGUGCAGCUCCUAGAAACAGAGAUCCGUGCUCAGAAUGCAGAGGAGAGAUCUGAAAGUCUUGAAGAGAAGCUAGAAGAAGCUCUGCAGAGAAUCAAAGAGCUAGAGAGUGAGCUGGAGAAAGAGGGGAAACUUAUCCCAGAAACAACACACAAAGAGCAAGGUCAGGAGAACUUCCAAGAAGGAGUCUCAGAUGUCUAGGCUUGCUCAAGCACUGAAGCUUCUCCCUCUGGCCAGUCCAAGGGAUCCAGAAAAAGCAAAUAUUAA